AUGGCCGGGGCGCGCGGGCUGCUGUGUCUGUGGCUAAGUUGCUUCUGCCUGAACCUGGCACAGGGACAGAGACCAAACUUGCACCUCCCGGGACUCGGCCGGACUGAGCCAAGCGACCGCACGACAGGUGGUGGCCCGAGCCCUGACCUGCGGCCACAUGACAAGGUGUCGGAGCAUAUGCUGUGGCUCUACGACAGGUACAGCGGCAGCAGCAGAGACCAGGCUGCCAGGACCCCGGGCUCGCAGCUCCCGGGUCCCCAGCCCCUGCGCGGUGGUAACACGGUCCGCAGCUUCAGAGCCGCAGCCGCAGGAACUCUCCAAAGAAAGGGGUUGCACACUUUCAAUCUGACUUCUCUAACUAAGUCUGAGAACAUUUUGUCAGCCACGCUGUAUUUCUACAUUGGAGAAUUAGUGAACAUCAGCUUGAGCUGUCCAGAAUCCCAAGGAUGCUACCAUCACACUCAGAGACAUCACAUCCAGAUAGAUCUCUCUGCGUGGAUCCUCAAAUCCAACCAAAGCCAGCUCUUGGGUCAUCUGUCUGUAGAUGUGGUCAGACCUUAUGGAGACAGCAUGACUUGGCUGUCAAAAGACAUCACUCAGCUCUUAAGGAAGGCCAAACAAAAUGAGGAGUUUCUCAUAGGAUUUAACAUUACCCCCAGAGCACAUGAGCUUCCCAAGAGGAUGCUGCUUUUCCCAGAGCCUUAUAUUUUGGUAUAUGCCAACGAUGCUGCCAUUUCUGAGCCAGAAAGUGUGGUAUCUAGCUUACAGAGACACAGAGAUUUCACAGCAGGAAUUGUGCCCAGACUGGAUAGCCAUGUCAGAGAAGCCCUCUCUGUUGAGAGGAGGAAGAAGCGCUCUACUGGGAUCUUGCUGCCAUUGCAGAACAAUGAGUUACCUGGGGCAGAGUAUCAGUACAAGGAAGACGGAGUGUGGGAGGAGAGAAAGCCUUAUAAGAGUCUUCAGACUCAGCCCCCUGAAAAGAGUAGGAACAAAAAGAAACAGAGGAAAGGGUCUCAUCAGAAGGGACAGACACUGCAGUUUGAUGAGCAGACCCUGAAGAAGGCAAGGCGAAAGCAGUGGAUCGAACCUCGGAACUGUGCCAGGAGGUACCUUAAAGUGGACUUUGCUGAUAUUGGCUGGAGCGAAUGGAUUAUCUCCCCCAAGUCAUUUGAUGCUUACUAUUGCUCUGGAGCCUGCCAGUUCCCCAUGCCAAAGGUAGCCGCUCUCCUUUACCGUGUGCUCACUUUAUUUUUUCACGGGGUAGAAGAGUAUGCUAAAAUCUUUGAAGCCAUCAAAUCAUGCGACCAUCCAGAGCAUAGUGAGAGCGGUGGGGGUCGUCUCUGGAAUCCCCGAGCCUUGCUGCGUGCCAGAAAAGAUGUCCUCGCUCAGCAUCUUGUUCUUUGAUGAAAACAAGAACGUUGUGCUCAAAGUCUAUCCAAACAUGACAGUAGACUCGUGUGCUUGUAGAUAACCUAGCCGAGAACUCACCC
Molecule: messenger RNA, 1490 nt
Organism: Grammomys surdaster
Lineage: Eukaryota; Metazoa; Chordata; Mammalia; Rodentia; Muridae
Gene: Bmp3
Product: bone morphogenetic protein 3
Exons: 3
Coding region: 1-1404 (467 amino acids)
Biological process (GO): BMP signaling pathway; SMAD protein signal transduction
Cellular component (GO): extracellular region
Molecular function (GO): growth factor activity; cytokine activity
Source: RefSeq, a predicted model, not a curated record